UGGCUGCGGCCGGCGGGGGCGGCCCAGGGAGGAGGAGGAGGAGGAGGUGGAGGAAGCAGCCGGCGCCAUGUCCCACACCAUUUUGCUCGUGCAGCCCACCAAGAGGCCGGAAGGCCGGACUUACGCCGAUUACGAGUCGGUGAACGAGUGCAUGGAAGGUGUCUGUAAAAUGUAUGAAGAACACCUCAAGAGGAUGAAUCCCAACAGCCCUUCCAUUACAUACGACAUCAGUCAGUUGUUUGAUUUCAUCGACGAUCUUGCAGAUCUCAGCUGCCUUGUCUACCGUGCUGAUACCCAGACGUACCAGCCCUACAACAAAGACUGGAUCAAGGAGAAGAUCUACGUCCUCCUGCGUCGGCAGGCCCAGCAGGCCGGGAAAUAGUCGGGGACUGGGUGGGGGG
Messenger RNA from Tachyglossus aculeatus (Australian echidna), 401 nucleotides. It is a transcript of the gene ERH, whose product is annotated as ERH mRNA splicing and mitosis factor. The transcript is spliced from 4 exons. Lineage: Eukaryota; Metazoa; Chordata; Mammalia; Monotremata; Tachyglossidae. The record is from RefSeq and is a predicted model, not a curated record. Bases 68 to 382 code for a protein of 104 amino acids.